AUGGAAGAAGGGUUACUAACUCUAUCAGGGUCAAAGUCCAAUAUCAAUGGAGCUUCAGGUGAUUGCAGUGGCAUCAUAGCUCCAGGUGGGUUUUCCCCCUCAGCCACCCCAGUUGUCAUUCUAAGCGCUUUGGUGGCUCUCUGUGGUUCCUUUGGCUAUGGCUGUGCUAGUUCUUGGUUGCUGGAUUUUGGACGGUUGUCAUUGGGAUUUGGCAUCAUAAUUUGUUAUGUGGUACCUGUAUACAUAGCAGAAAUAACACCCAAGGAUCUGAGAGGAAGGUUUACUUCAGCUCAUCAGUUGUUGAUUAGUUGCGGCUUAGCACUGGCGUUUUUCCUUGGAACUGUCAUAACCUGGCGAACCUUGGCUGUGAUAAGUGCUAUUCCAUCUCUUGUACACAUUAUAGGUUUAUUCUUCAUUCCAGAGUCUCCAAGGUGGCUGGCCAAAAUUGGUAGGCAAAAGGACUUUGAAGUGGCUCUUCAGCAUCUGAGAGGAAAGAAUGCCGGCAUAUCUCAGGAAGCAGCCGAAAUUAUGGACUAUACAGAAUCUUUUGAGCAGCACUCGGAAAGAGUCCUAGACUUGUUCCAAAAGAGAUAUGCUCACGCAUUAAUUGUUGGAGUUGGGCUCAUGUCCCUGCAACAAUUUGGUGGUGCCAACGCAGUAUCUUGUUAUGCAAGUUCUAUAUUUGUAGAUGCAGGAUUUUCAGUUAGUAUUGGGACUAUAUCACUGGCUCUUAUUGGGAUUCCUGGUGUUGCCUUGAGUGUGCUCUUAGCUGAUAAAGUUGGAAGACGACCACUUUUACUGGUUUCGGCUGGUGGAUUGUGCUUGAGUUUCUUUCUUGUGGGAUUGGCAUUCUGCUUUCAGGACCUGAAUCUGUGGAAGGAGGUCACUCCCAUUUUGGUGUUCAUUGGCUUGUUAGGUCAAAGUAUUUCAUACACAACAGGCAUGGCAGGAUUACCUUGGGUUAUCAUGUCAGAGAUAUUCCCAAUAAACGUUACGGGUUCAGCUGGAAGCCUGUUGAGUUUGGUAAACUGGUCUUGUGCUUGGAUAGUAACAUACUCCUUCAAUUUCAUGAUGGAAUGGAGCUCAGAAAGUACAUUUUUCUUCUUCUCAGCCAUUAGCGGUUACAUUCUGUUCAUAGCAAUGCCAGUGCCGGAAACUAAUGGGCGAACUUUAGAAGAGAUUCACGCAUCAAUUGCCCAUUUCCUCUAAUAAGAUAACCUCUACUGCUUUACAUAUGGACUGAACUCAGAUCAACUCAGAAUGUAAAUGGCAUAGUAAAACCAAGAGAACACAACUCCCAGAUAUUUGUAAUCGAUUCGAAAACACACAUUCCAAUUGCAAGUUGAAUGUCUUUCGUGUUCUAUAUCUGACAUGAAUCUAAAAGAACCCCUGCAUGUUCAUACUAAAACAAAAGGC
This is a messenger RNA of Fragaria vesca subsp. vesca, 1416 nucleotides long. Its product is annotated as sugar transporter ERD6-like 5-like. NCBI's taxonomy places the organism in Eukaryota, Viridiplantae, Streptophyta, Magnoliopsida, Rosales, Rosaceae. The record is from RefSeq and is a predicted model, not a curated record.